AUGGAUGCUUCUCCGACAUCAGAGUCUGGCUUGAAGCCAGAAGGCAGCGUCGCGGCCAACAGCUUCGACGACACAAAUCCGACCUCGCCAUCUCAACAAGACAUUCUCAGCCCCGCCAGUUUUCGAGAUGAUGCGACCGACAGGAGCCCGGUGCUGUCCCCCAAUGCAGGCGGCGAGCGACUUGGAGAUGUUCUGAGCGAUGCUGGAAGCUCGGAAUACGUACAAUCUCCCACCAAUGCUGCAUUCUCACCGGGAUCUCAAAAUGGGGAAGCUCAGCAAUCGUCCCUACCACCAGGUCCUCCUGGAACAUCAGGACUUUCAGCAGACAAUGCUGAGCCACUCCGAUCACCCAGCAUUGCAGAUCGCAGAGGACGGGCUCUGGCUCCAGUGCACUUUGCACAGGGGACGAAAGCUGAGACUCCUCCUCGUCCAGGCCCAUCCACCGACGGAAGACCAUCUGCAUCAACAGCCGCCAAUGCAACUGUGGUGGACAUCAUAGUUAAGCUCGACCUCCUCCCAGCCAUGGCAGCUCUACGUGCCUCCGCUCGACCAGGAGCAGAUCCCGAAGAAGCCCACAAAGCCCUCGAAUUGGCCACCAGAGCGCGCGACUAUGCCCAGCAGCACGGCGCCGAUACAGCACUGAUCGGACAAUGCAACUACUACAUGGGAGUGGCGAGCAUCGCCGUGGGCGAACCAGACAAAACCAAAACCAUCAAGCUCUUCAACGAGGCCCUCGCCGCCAAAGGACUCAACACCGAAGGCGACUCAGCCGCCAGCUGGAUCAACUACGUCCACGAACAACAAAAACAAGCAAGCCCCGGAAAAGAAGGAGCACAACCAGACUCCAGCACCAAACCCACCUCCCUCCUCGGUCAGCUCUUCAACCCCGUCGCGACAAUGCUAGGUGCCACACGAUCCUCCUGGUCCGGCUCCUCAAAGACUUCAUCCAGCGCACCGAAAAGCCCCCCCAAACAAGCUGGCCUCUACGCCCAAAUGGCGCCCGCCCGCCGCGAGAAAAUCCUCGCCGCAAGACCCGCGACGCAACGCAUGGCGAUUUGGAGUUCCUCCAGCGACAACGACAGUCGCUGCGGUGGAAGCAAACCACCCCCCAAACCCGCCUUCCCCCAACGUCGAAGUGCGCAAAACCUCCCCUCCUUCCACUCCUCCCAAUCCAGCCGCCCCGUAACCCACGAAGAAGCCGAAGGCCAACAAGCCCAAAACCUCCCGAAGAAAUUCAUCAUGAAGAAAGACAGCCAGGGGAAUUUCAUCCACCUGAAUACGGAUCUGAAGUAUAACGCGGAGCAUCCGUUCGUGGUGGAUGUGCCUUUUGUGGUGAGUCCGGAGAGUUAUGAGGUUGUUGCUGCGGUGGGAGAUGGGGAUGGGGGAGAGGGGGAUGGGGGAGAGGAGAAACCGAAGAAGAUUAGGUAUUUUAUCGUGAAUCCGGAUGCUACUGAUCCUUCUUCUUCUUCGCCUUCGGGAAGGAGUAGGAGUGUGGGGGUGGGGGCGCAGCGCCAGACCUCGUUACAUCACGCCGAUGGUGAGGUGGUGAAGCCGCCCAAGAAGAAAGGCAGCUGGAUCCACAGGUUGAGCCUGGCGGCGACGACGGAUCCGCGCGUCUCGAAGAGUUUGGAGGCGAUGGUUGAGGAGGGCGAGAGUCCGUUGUUUGAGAAGCCGAAGGGGUGGGGGCGGUUUGAUGGGGAUGGGAGGAUUGUGGAGAGGGGGACGGCUUGA
Messenger RNA from Zasmidium cellare ATCC 36951, 1731 nucleotides. RefSeq lists its product as uncharacterized. NCBI's taxonomy places the organism in Eukaryota, Fungi, Ascomycota, Dothideomycetes, Mycosphaerellales, Mycosphaerellaceae. The record is from RefSeq and is a predicted model, not a curated record. The transcript has a single exon. The coding region runs from base 1 to 1731 and encodes 576 amino acids.